UCGGUGGCUUACUUCUUCUCCCUCUUUGUCUGGCUGGUCUCUUCUGCGGCGUAGCUCGGCUCUUUUUCUUUCUUUCUUUCCCUUGGAAGUAUAAACAAACCCUUCAGGUCCGCCAUUACCACAACCAGAUCUAACAGUCUCUUAAUCUGAAAAACAAUUCUGUACACAUCUUCAAACACAGGAUUAAAGGUACCACUCGACAUGGAAGAGCCACACGCAUAGUGUUUGCCAACGUGCAUGCACGUGCUCCCUACUUGUGUUUGUAACUACUGCUAUUAUUAUUCCAGUUGAUCCUUUUACCCCAUUUUUCCAAUAGACCCAACGUUUUUACCCUAUUUUCCCAAUAAAUCCUUCAGAUUUCCUUUUUCUAAUCAGAAAACCGUAAAAGACAUAGUGAAAUUCUUUUCCUCCUGUCAUCAUUCUCCAUGGAGUUGAGGUUUCAUUCAGAUGAUAAUGGAUCUUCUUCAGGAUUUCCUAUUUCUUCAAACAAUAACUUUUUUGCAGAACAAGGGGGUUAUGGAAUGAAUGGGGCGAGACUCUCAGAACUAAUGAGGAAUCCAAAUUCUGUAGAAUUGUUUCAUAGAGAAGUAGAGAAAAGACGAAUUAGAGAAGAGAUUAUAGCAGCAGAAAUCAUAAGAAGGCAAACAUUAGAAGUAGAAGUAAGAAGAGAAUUAGCAAUGGAGAGAGGGUUCGGGUUCCAACGAGAUGAAGGGCACUCUUUAGUGACAAAUUCGUCCUGUUUGCCAAUGUGGUCUGAUCAAAAGAGCUCUUUAGUGCAUCAUAUUAAUCAUAGUCCAGAUGAUUCCAGGGCUUUUGAUGAAAGGGUAUCUUUUUUGUUUGGACAACAAGUUGGAAGAAUUGAGAAUUCUCCUUUUCAGAGACAUCCUGACGCAGCUAAGCUUACUGACAUUAACAAAGGACCAGUUUUGUUUAUACCUAAGCCGACUCCAAGUGUUGCUGGGACUAAGAGGAAAUUAACCUCUGGUUUUCUAGGUAAUUCAAAGAAGAAAAUCCAGAAGGAUUGGACUUGUGAUCUCUGUGAGGUGAAAGUGACAUGUGAACAAGGUCUGAACGACCAUAUCAAAGGCAAGAAACACAGAUUGAAGGAGGCUGCAGUUAAAGCAAAUGCAGCAGUAAGUAAGGACACUAGCAGCACAGUCACAUCAGAGAAGAAAAGUGAUAACCCGGAGGCAGAAGCCCAGCAGAUCAUAUGUGGUCUGAAACCAGAUGAGGAGAAAAAGGCACCGCAGGUUAAGAAGAAGGGUGAACAGGACGUGCAUAAGACGGAUGGUUUCAAGAAAAAAUUUAAAUAUUGGUGCGAGUGCUGCCAGAUAGGGUGCCAUAGCCCCGCUGUUAUGGCUGACCAUGAGGGAGGCAAAAAACACCAGAUUCUUCUUCGACUGCGAGAUGGUGAGGAUGUUCAAGCAGCCAUUGUCGGCACCACCUCUGAGAAUGCUAAUGAUGAGAAAACCAUUAGAAUUCUGCUGGUAAGGAAGAAAUCAAAGAUGCAAGUGAGGGAACCAUGAAAAAUGUUAAUGGGGAAACAGAUGGGGAACAGGCUCAGGAGGAAGAGGAAGGUAAGGAAGAAAUCGAGGAUGCAAGUGACGGAACCAUGGAAAAUGUUAAUGGGAAAACAGGUGGAGAACAGGCUCGGGAGGAAGAGGAGAAGUCGUGUGAAAAAAUAAUGGAAAUCCCAUAGUUGCCAUUUGUUGUCAUAGUAUAUUCUAGGUGGUCAGCAAUUAUCUAAAAGAACUGCUAAAACUAGAUUUUUUUUAACUGAUUGAAGAAAUGCUCUUAUGCUGUUUUCUUAGGGAACUAAUUACUGUAAGAGUUGUGGGGACUUGUGUUUUUUCACCAGUGUGGUAUGAGUUAUCAAUCUAUAUUAGAGGUAAAUGAUUUCUGUAA
Molecule: messenger RNA, 1905 nt
Organism: Papaver somniferum (opium poppy)
Lineage: Eukaryota; Viridiplantae; Streptophyta; Magnoliopsida; Ranunculales; Papaveraceae
Exons: 4
Coding region: 426-1526 (366 amino acids)
Molecular function (GO): nucleic acid binding; zinc ion binding
Source: RefSeq, a predicted model, not a curated record